AUGGCAUUCUUUGGGCCUCCAGGUACUCUAAACGAUAUUAACGUUCUUGACCGUUCACCUGUUUUCAACGAUAUUUUACAAGGUCGAGCUCCUAAAGUGCAAUAUUGGGUUAACGGACACAAGUAUAAGUUGCCAUACUACCUCACUGAUGGAAUUUAUCCGAAAUGGGCAACUUUUAUACCAUCUAUUCCAAUUCCUGAAGGUGAUAAGGCAACACGUUUUGCUACAGCUCAAGAAUCAUACCGAAAAGAUGUCGAGCGUGUUUUUGGAGUUCUACAAGCCCGAUUUGCAAUCGUCAGAAAUCCAGCUCUUUUUUGGGAUAAUGAAAAAAUUGGAAAAAUUAUGCGAGCAUCUAUCGUACUACACAACAUGAUAGUAGAAAACGAAAGAAGUGGCUACACCCAGUAUAACAUUCAAGAAUUCCAACAAGGAGAAUCAAUCAGAACUUCAGAAGUAGACAUGACGUACUCUACGAAUAUGCCUACAAACCUCACCAAUUUAAUCAGCAAUCGAAAUGAUAUACGUGAUAGAAAAAUGCAUGACCGUUUGAAAGCGGAUUUGAUUGAGCAUGUCUACAAGUUUGGAACUUCUCAAGAAUAA
This is a messenger RNA of Eutrema salsugineum, 600 nucleotides long. RefSeq lists its product as uncharacterized. The record is from RefSeq and is a predicted model, not a curated record. Lineage: Eukaryota; Viridiplantae; Streptophyta; Magnoliopsida; Brassicales; Brassicaceae. Bases 1 to 600 code for a protein of 199 amino acids. The transcript has a single exon.